AUGUCCGACUCGUCGGCCAGCAACUCUUUCUUGGAGCAGACUGUCUCGCUGAUGAGCAGUGCGGCAGGCUACAUGCGCUUGCCUGCGAUAGCUUCUACUGUAUGCCCCGACACCUCUGCGCAUCCCGCCCAGUGCCUGAAUGGCUGCGCCGUCACCCGCGCCGACUGGUCCAGGGGGCAAGGGGUCGCGGCGGUUUUGACUGCCCUUCUCUACUUCAAGCAAAAGGCAUUGAUUUAUCCAUCUCACGUCCCGGCCAACGCCCGAACCGACGUGCCCCGUCCGAGCCAGUUCAGCUUCAGAGACUACGAGGAACUCAUCAUACCAACUCCAGAUGGCGAGAAGCUGUCGGCCUUUUACAUCCGCGGCCCUCGCGGCGGCCCGAACUCCACGUUGACCGUCCUGAUGUUCCAUGGCAAUGCCGGCAACAUUGGCCACCGCCUGCCAAUUGCACGCAUGCUGAUCGCCGCUGCUGGAUGCAACGUCUUCAUGCUGGAAUAUCGAGGAUACGGCAUAUCGACCGGCCAGCCCGACGAGUCCGGCCUGAAUAUCGACGCGCAAACCGCCCUCGACUACCUCCGUGACCGCGCCGAGACGCGGGACCACAAGAUUGUCGUGUACGGACAGAGCUUGGGCGGCGCCGUCGGCAUCCGUCUGGUCGCCAAGAACCAGGCGGCCGGAGACAUCGCCGGCCUGAUCCUCGAGAAUACCUUCCUCAGCAUGCGCAAGCUCAUCCCGAGCAUCAUGCCGCCGGCAAAGUACCUUGCCUAUCUGUGCCACCAGGUCUGGCCGAGCGACACCCUGAUCCCGAGCAUCAAAGUACCGACGCUGUUCCUGAGCGGGCUUCAGGACGAAAUUAUCCCACCGAUUCACAUGAAGCGGCUGCACGACCUGUCCAAAGCCCCCAUCAAAAUUUGGAAGCCACUCCCCGGCGGCGACCACAACUCGAGUGUGAUUGAGGAGGGCUACUUUGAGGCCAUUGCCGAUUUCAUGAACCGGAUUGUGGCGGACAAGAAGCAGUGACCAUCCAGCCUACCAUGUGUUGUUGUACAACUCCAGCACAGCAGCUGAGACACCGUUUCCGGGACCAUUACGGGGCUUGGCCAGCUGCGUGGUACUUUUGGAAUUCGAACAGGGUUGACGGAGACGGAGCACCUACGCAGUUUAAAAGAAUAUUGCUCGUUUUUUAUCUGCACACUUGAUACCCCGACCUGCGUCAAGAAAUAUCAGCAGGUCUCUAUCCUAGACUCAACCGAUUAUAUGGCAGAUCUUGUGCACCAGGACCUGAUACGUGCUGGACGCGUUCAUGGCCCAGACAUGAUGUGUUUGAACUUGGUGUUUAUACCGGUUAUUCCAAGGUGUGUAUGUGCAUGCCGACUAGGAUUGCCCACUUGAGCCGUAGGUAGCAGUUUCGUGAAAGAAGAGUUCGAC
This is a messenger RNA of Parathielavia appendiculata, 1428 nucleotides long. Its product is annotated as alpha/beta-hydrolase. Gene Ontology annotation, molecular function: palmitoyl-(protein) hydrolase activity. The record is from RefSeq and is a predicted model, not a curated record. NCBI's taxonomy places the organism in Eukaryota, Fungi, Ascomycota, Sordariomycetes, Sordariales, Chaetomiaceae. Gene Ontology annotation, cellular component: membrane. The coding region runs from base 1 to 1020 and encodes 339 amino acids. The transcript is spliced from 4 exons.